Mugil cephalus (flathead mullet) is the source of this 2304-nucleotide messenger RNA. RefSeq names its product minichromosome maintenance complex binding protein (gene mcmbp). NCBI's taxonomy places the organism in Eukaryota, Metazoa, Chordata, Actinopteri, Mugiliformes, Mugilidae. Bases 117 to 2024 code for a protein of 635 amino acids. Gene Ontology annotation, biological process: DNA-templated DNA replication. The record is from RefSeq and is a predicted model, not a curated record. Gene Ontology annotation, molecular function: chromatin binding. The transcript has 16 exons.
ACGCAAAUUUCCCGCCGUCACGUCACGUAUUCCGGUGUGUGUGGAGAAAGUCAACAAAGUGCUGGUUUAACUUUGAUAUAUUUUUUACUUCUCCAGACGUUUACCGGUGGCCAACGAUGCCUUCCACUCACGACUGGAUUAACAACCCCCUGGGUGUUGUUGAAGGGAUGUUUGCUGCUUCCCAGAACAGUCCAAACUCUGGAUGGGAGGUGAAAGCGGUUCAGUUCUUCAAAGAUCAGCUGAAAGAGAAGGAAGCUCAGACGCAGAUCCCAUCUCUGAACGACAUCCCGCUGCACUAUCUGAAGCCCAACAGCCUGGUGAAGUUUCGCUGUUUAAUCCAGGACAUGUUCGAUCCGGAGUUCUUCAUGGGAGUGUACGAGACUGUCGACCCAUCCACAAAGACUAAAACUCUGCGAUGCGGGAAGUACAAAGAUGUGACUGAAUGUGGGGUGGAUUUUAACUCUGGAAACACUGUUACCGCAGAGAGACAGACUUUCUACUGUGUGCCGAUCCCUGGAGAAAAUUCCUGGGCGAAAGAGGGUUUUGCCGGCACGAGCCAAGCCCGAGUGGUCCCCUCCACCUCGUACGUGCCGAGCAGACAGAAGCGAAGCUACGAGGAGGACGACGACAUGGACGACAUGGACACGCAGCCGCAGAAACAGAGGGAUCCGCAUUCUGGUGGUCCUCAGAGUCCAGCGGAGCAACACGGCAACGGAGACUGUAAGCGUCAAGAGACGGAGGCUCCCUCCAGCCGGACGACGGCCUCCUCCCACCUCGACCUCAACUUCCCCCUGCCGGGAGAGAAAGGCCCCUCCUGCCUCGUCAAGGUGUACGAGGACUGGGACAGCUUCAAACUGAACGACACACUCGAGGUGUACGGGAUCCUCUCUGUCAGUCCGGCUCUCAGCGCCCUCGCCGACGAGAAAGACGCCUCCACAUCCCUCCUGGACCCUUCAGACUGCAUGGAGACGGCGGAGGAGCUGAGGGUGCACAGCCCGCCGGCCUCGCUCGUCCCCCGCCUCCACAUGCUCCACGCCAAGCCGCUGUCACACAACAACCCCCUGCUGCCCGCUGCCGCCCUGGAGGACAACAGCACUUUUUUAUCCUCGACCCUGAGCGAGAUGGCCUCCGUCAGGGCAGAGCUGCUCGCGUACCUCACUCACGUCCUCCUGGGUGACGCUCUGGCUGCCGAGUACCUCAUUCUGCAUCUCAUUUCUAAUGUGUACUCUAGACGUGAUGUCCUCCCACUGGGCAAGUUCACCUUGAACCUGAGCGGCUGCCCUACCGUCGCCUCGUACACCGAACGCCUCUACCAGAUCAUCCAGCAGCUCGUGCCGUCUUCACACUACCUGGGCAUGAGCCUCCAGAACAUGAACCAGAUGCAGUUCGUCCCUAAGAAGGACUACGUGGCCAACCGGCUAGUGAGCGGGGUCCUGCAGCUGGCCAAAAACACUUCCCUCUUCCUGGACGAAACCCAGCUGGAGCAGGGACAGCUGGACGCGGCAGGUGUGCGUAACGUUACGGCCCUGGGGAACCUGAUCUCGUGGCAGAAGGUUGAUUAUGACUUUAACUACCAUCAGAUGGAAUUCCCCUGCAAUAUUAACGUGCUCAUCGCGUCAGAGGGCCGCUCGCUGCUGCCGUCUGACUGUCAGAUACACCUACAGUCUCAGGUUGCUCCAACCCACAUGGAGGAGUAUUUGAGCAGCAUCCACAUGCAUCCGCAGUCCUCAUCGCAGCUGAACAAGUUCAGAGUCUACCUGAGCGUGGCCCGACUGCUCGACUACAGCAUCUCAGAUGAAGUGACGAAGGCAGUGGAAGACGACUUUGUAGAUAUGAGGAAGGACGACCCACAGAGCAUAUCUGCCGAGGACCUCCACAGGCUGCUCGUUGUGGCGAGGUUGCUGUGUCUGAGCCUGGGACAGACGUCUCUCUCCAGAGACGGCUGGCAGAGAGCCAAGCACAUCGAGACGAUGCGGACGAGUCGGGUGGAGCAGCACAAGUGUGUCAACGGCAACGAGCCGUAAUCACACUUGGAGGACGGCUCUCGUAUUUUGUUGUUUUUUUUUUCUUUUGAUACCUAAAAAAAUUUGUAAUAAAGAUGUUUUUCAUGUGCCAUAUAGUUCAGGUCGUCGUCAACUUUUUAUUUUUUUACUGCACAAACUUGGAUAUAAUAAUAAAAAAAAAAAAAGUAUUUUACCUAAUCUACUAAUGGUUUUAAUGGUAUGUACGGGAACAUCAGUUUUUCAAAAAUUCUCCGUUUAUAAAAUCAUCUCAGAACUGUAAAUAAAAUAAAAUUCUGUAGGA